Messenger RNA from Salvia miltiorrhiza (redroot sage), 1016 nucleotides. RefSeq names its product ethylene-responsive transcription factor ERF010-like. Bases 347 to 799 code for a protein of 150 amino acids. Lineage: Eukaryota; Viridiplantae; Streptophyta; Magnoliopsida; Lamiales; Lamiaceae. Gene Ontology annotation, biological process: regulation of DNA-templated transcription. The record is from RefSeq and is a predicted model, not a curated record. Gene Ontology annotation, molecular function: DNA-binding transcription factor activity; DNA binding. The transcript has a single exon.
UUUUUCUUUUCUUUUUUAAAUAACAAAUCUUAUGUAUAUAAGUUACAACUAACGACACACGUACACUAGGUUAACAGAAAAAUAAAAUAAAAAAUAAAAUGCGGACUAAACAUAAUAGUAUUACUAAAAAAAAUCCAACAUAGAAAUCCACGAACCCUUCUUCUCCACCUCCAUAUAAAUAAGACGCCAUCACCAUAACCCCAGCGUUUCCUGCUUCUUUGCUUUGCUGCCUUUUAUUCUUACACAUCUCAUGUUUUCUCUCGCUCAUAAUCUAACCCUAACCUAAAUCAAUUCUCCCCACCCCCAAAUCAAAAUUCUCCCCCAAAAUUCCCCAAGCCCCAAAUCAAUGGAAAGCGUCUGCUGCGCGACGUCGUCCACGUCCUCGUCAAGCUCCGAGAAUCCCAACAAGCGGAAGCAGCGCCAGCGCGCGGCGGAUAAGCCUUACCGCGGGAUUCGGAUGCGCAAGUGGGGUAAAUGGGUGGCGGAGAUCAGGGAGCCCAACAAACGCUCCAGAAUCUGGCUCGGCUCCUACUCCUCCCCCGUCGCGGCGGCGCGCGCCUACGACACGGCGGUCUUCCACCUCCGCGGCCCCACCGCGCGCCUCAACUUCCCCGAGUGCGUCCCUGAGUACGGCACCGCCGCCGCCGACCUCCCCGCCGCCGCCAUCAGGAAGAAGGCCACCGAGGUCGGCGCCAGGGUCGAUGCGCUGCAGGCCGCCGGUGCGAUUAAGUCGGGCCGGGCCCCGCAGAAGCCCGAUUUGAAUGAGUAUCCGAGUCCCGAAUCAUCGGAGGAGAACUGAGUUUAUGCGAUUUCAUCUUAUGUUUGGUUUUUUUUUUUUUUGAAUUUUUUUUUAGUUGGAUGAUGAUAAAAAAAAAAGAAGAAGAUGUAAAUCUGGAGGGGGGCAGUGGAAUUAUAGAGAAAAAUCUUUCUCGGUAUUUAAAUUUAGUUUUCUUGAUGGAAAUUAAUUGUAUAAUUCUAGUUGGAUUAGCAAUGGAAAUUAAUUUAGUGGCUCGUUA